GUUCUUGAUGACCAGCUUCCUGGAGCCGCCCGCGCCCCCCGGCUUGGCGGGGCCGCUGGCCAGCGCCGCCGGCUUGGUGAGGCCGUUGGUGCGGCCCACGAGCGCCGAGACGCUGCCCUUCCGCGGGCCCUCGUCCGCCAUGGCUGGGCCGGACGCCGCCCCGCCCCGUGCGCGCCGGCUCCUCCUCCGCCCCGGCGCUCAGUCCGUGCGCGCCGGCUCCUCCUCCGCCCCGGCGCCCCGGCCGUGCGCGCCCGGCUCUUCCUCCGCCUUGGCGCCCGACCCGUGCGCCGCGGCCCCCGCCACCUGCGCCCGCGCCGCCCGGGCCCAACCGCCACCGCGCCCGCCCCUGCUCGGGCGCGCGGACCUCCCCAUUGAGGGCUCGGGCGCGCGGGACGCCGCACACACCGAGGGCUGGGCGCGCGGGGACAGCCUGUGUCCCGAGGGCCGGGCGCGCGGGAGCGUGUUCCCAAAUGGGCUGGGGACUUCCCACAUCGUCUCGCGGAACGCGCGGGGACACCCCAGGCCGAGGGCUCCCGUGCGGGCUGGGGACCUCCCCAUGAGCUGGGAACGCGGGCACACGUUCCUGGGCGGCCUGCCUUCCCCUCCGGUUCGCAGUCCUAAGGGCUCGGGCGCGCGCCAGCUCUCCGCGGUCGCGGAGUCGGGCGGAGCGAACGGCAGCUGCGUGCGGCCUACCACGCCCCGCGGGCCAGGCGCUCGAGUCCCAGGUGCCGCGCAGGUCCGCCCCGCGCCGCCCCUCCGGAACCAACGUGCGCGGCGUCUGGGCGCAGGGGCCCCGCGCGCAGACGGACCGCGCCGGAAGUGACGCGGCUGGUCCCGGCCACUGCCAUGGCGCACAUCACGAUCAACCAGUACCUACAGCAGGUGUAUGAAGCCAUCGACACCAGAGAUGGAGCUUCCUGUGCAGAACUGGUGUCUUUCAAGCAUCCUCAUGUUGCAAACCCACGGCUGCAGAUGGCUUCUCCAGAAGAGAAAUGUCAACAAGUUUUGGAACCCCCCUAUGACGAAAUGUUUGCAGCUCAUUUACGGUGCACCUAUGCUGUGGGGAGCCAUGACUUUGUGGAGGCUUACAAGUGCCAGACGGUGAUGGUCCAGUCAUUCCUGCGGGCGUUCCAGGCCCACAAAGAAGAAAACUGGGCUCUACCAGUCAUGUACGCCGUAGCCCUGGACCUUCGCGUGUUUGCCAACAACGCAGAUCAGCAGUUGGUGAAGAAAGGAAAGAGCAAAGUUGGGGACAUGUUGGAAAAAGCUGCUGAGCUGCUGAUGAGCUGCUUUCGCGUCUGUGCCAGCGACACAGCUCUCUCCCGCAGCCGUGCUGGCAUAGAGGACUCCAAGAAGUGGGGCAUGCUGUUCCUGGUGAACCAGCUGUUCAAGAUCUACUUUAAGAUCAACAAACUCCAUUUGUGUAAACCCCUGAUUAGAGCCAUCGACAGCUCCAACCUGAGAGACGAUUACAGCACCGCCCAGAGAGUGACGUACAAGUACUAUGUCGGACGCAAGGCCAUGUUCGACAGUGACUUUAAGCAAGCGGAGGAGUACCUGUCGUUCGCCUUCGAGCACUGCCACCGCUCCAGCCAGAAGAAUAAGAGGAUGAUCCUGAUCUACCUGCUCCCCGUGAAGAUGCUGCUGGGCCACAUGCCGACCGUGGAGCUCUUGAGGAAGUACCAUCUCAUGCAGUUCGCCGAUGUGACCAGAGCCGUGAGUGAGGGCAACCUGCUCCUGCUCAACGAGGCGCUGGCAAGGCACGAGACCUUCUUCAUCCGCUGCGGCAUCUUCCUCAUCCUCGAGAAGCUGAAGAUCAUCACCUACCGGAACCUCUUCAAGAAAGUGUAUCUGCUGCUCAGAACACACCAGUUGUCUCUGGAGGCCUUCCUGGUCGCCCUCAAGUUCAUGCACGUGGAGGACGUGGACCUGGACGAGGUGCAAUGCAUCCUGGCCAACCUGAUAUACAUGGGUCACAUUAAAGGUUACAUAUCCCACCAGCAUCAGAAGCUCGUCGUCAGCAAGCAGAACCCAUUCCCCCCGCUGUCCACGGUGUGCUGAGCAGGGGGCCCUGCGGCCAGGAGACCAGGGCUCGUCUCCACCAGACUUGCAGCUGCGCCCUUCUUGGCAGCUGGAAUCGGCCAAGACUAGUUUGCCCGCACUCCAGCCUCAAACCCUCGUGGUCGUCUGUGAUCAGUGUCGGCUGUGGGGAGAGCCGGGCCUGUUUUCAGACACCUGCUAGUUGGCAGUGCUGGUGAGCCUCCUGAGGGAGGUACCGGGCACGUAGUCUUGGCUUCCCGAGUGGUGUUCACAGGGCCUUCUCUGUGUCUUUUUGUAGCUCUUUCUAUAAAAAGGGAUAUUUUGAGUUGUUACCUUCUAAGACGUGUCUAUUUUUAUUAAACCUGAACCUUUGUGUAACUGGAA
Molecule: messenger RNA, 2424 nt
Organism: Sciurus carolinensis (gray squirrel)
Lineage: Eukaryota; Metazoa; Chordata; Mammalia; Rodentia; Sciuridae
Gene: Pcid2
Product: PCI domain containing 2
Exons: 14
Coding region: 847-2061 (404 amino acids)
Biological process (GO): transcription elongation by RNA polymerase II; poly(A)+ mRNA export from nucleus; post-transcriptional tethering of RNA polymerase II gene DNA at nuclear periphery
Cellular component (GO): transcription export complex 2
Molecular function (GO): double-stranded DNA binding; RNA binding
Source: RefSeq, a predicted model, not a curated record